AUGCGUGCUUAUGUGAGAGUUAAAUAUGGAAUCUAUUUGGAUUCCUCUAGUGAUGAAGAAGAGAAAGAUUUGGUAAUGUUUACACAACUAUGUUUGGAUGAAAGAUUGCGUAUUAUUAGACAACCUGUACUAAGGGAGGUACAAACACGUAUUGUAAUAAAGUGUGAUCGAGUGUGGCAUGAUGCCAAAAUGAUGAAUGAUUAUUUUACACCUGGAACUGGUUAUACCUCAAGACAAUUCAAACAACGUCUAGGCAUGAGGGAAUACUUAUUCGAGAAAUUGUUAGGAAAAUUGCUUGCAGUUGAUCCAGAAUGGAAACAACGUCCAGAUGCAACCGGUACUAUGGGGAAUUCUCCGCAUAUGAAAUUAGUUGCCGUGAUGAAAUGUUUAUGCAAAAGUAUGCCAGCUGAUAUUGUUGAUGAUUACACUCGUAUGGGCGCCACCACAAUAUACAAGUAUCUAAAAAUAUUUUGCCAUACCGUUUGCAUGACUUUUGGAGUAAGAUAUUUGCGUGAACCCACUCCUGAAGAUGUUCAUAGGUUGCUGCAAGAGAAUGCAGACCGAGGUUUUGCUAGAAUGCUUGGUAGUGUUUAUUGUAUGCAAUGGCCAUGGAAGAAUUUUCCGGUAUCUUGGCAAGGAACUUAUCGGGGUAAAUAUAAAGAGAGUAUUUUGGUAUUAGAGGCGGUGGCAUCAUACGAUCUGUGGUUUUGUCAUGCUUUUUUUGAAAUGCCUGGAUCAAACAACAAUUUGAAUGUGUUGGCACACUCUCCCCUUUUUGAUAACAUGCUAAAGGGUGUAACACCUCCAUGCAAUUAUGUCAUCAAUGGUCACCACUACAAAAUGGGUUAUUUCUUAGCCGAUGGUAUCUAUCCAAAGUUGACUACAAUUGUACAAGAUUUUCACAGACAUUGGACAUUCCCGACUAUGUGA
This is a messenger RNA of Papaver somniferum (opium poppy), 930 nucleotides long. RefSeq lists its product as uncharacterized. The transcript has a single exon. NCBI's taxonomy places the organism in Eukaryota, Viridiplantae, Streptophyta, Magnoliopsida, Ranunculales, Papaveraceae. The record is from RefSeq and is a predicted model, not a curated record. The coding region runs from base 1 to 930 and encodes 309 amino acids.